Messenger RNA from Colletotrichum godetiae, 642 nucleotides. RefSeq names its product hydrophobic surface binding protein A-domain-containing protein. The record is from RefSeq and is a predicted model, not a curated record. Gene Ontology annotation, cellular component: extracellular region. The coding region runs from base 1 to 642 and encodes 213 amino acids. The transcript has 2 exons. NCBI's taxonomy places the organism in Eukaryota, Fungi, Ascomycota, Sordariomycetes, Glomerellales, Glomerellaceae.
AUGCAUUUCACCAACGUCUUCGUCCAGGCCCUGCUUGCCGGUUCCGCCAUUGCAGCUCCCGCUUCUCUCGUCAGCAAGCGCCAACUUCAGACCAUCCAGGGUGCCUUGACCAGCGUCCAGGACUCUCUUACCGGGCUCGACACCGCCGUCAAGGCUCUCAACGCCGCGGAUCCCAACACCGCCGCCAACCUGCUUGAUGCUUCCAACAAGGUCCAGACCUCGCUGAAGCAAGGCACCACGCAAAUCCAGGGUGCUCAGGAACUCUCCCUCACCGAUGCCCUCACCCUUCAACAGUCAGCUGGUGGCUUGACCACCGCUGUCCAGACCUCUGUCGAUGACUUGGUCGCCAAGAAGCCUGAGCUUGACAAGCUUGGCGCCACCUCCAUCGCUGUUGACCAGCUCAAGCAGCAGAAGGCGACUGCUGGCGACUUCAGCACCGCCAUCGUUUCCAAGGUCCCCGCCAUCGGUCAGGGCAUCGCUCAGCAGUCCGUCGAUCAGGUAACUCAGUCCCUGGAUGGCGGUAUCCAGAAGCUCGGUGGUGAUGCCGCUGGUGGUGCCGCGCCUGCUGCUCCCGCCGCGCCUGCCGCUCCCGCCGCCCCUGCUGGCGCACAGGAGCAGUUCCACGCUGAGGUCAUGGCCUGA